AUGUCUGCAGACCAGCACCAUCGGCAUUGCAUUUCUCGAGAAUAUAUUGUCUUGAUUCCAUUGCAAAAAACUUCAACUAUAAAUAAAAUUUCCAUAGAAAGACGAGAUAUUGUUGAUAUAAAAGAUAAAAAUAUUCUACAUAUUGGAGGUGGAUCAAAUGUUGAUUUUAUUAUAUAUAAAAAUUGUCCAUUAAUGCAACAAGAUAAUGAACUAGCUCCGUGUUCUUCGGAAUUUAAAGUUUUUAUGAUUGAUAAACAAACAGAAAAAUUACAUCAAGAAAAUCGAAUAUUACAUUUUUGGUUUUAUAAUCUUACAAAACAACAAUCUAUUGAUCAUACCAAUGAAUUUUUAAGUAGAUUAUUCAAAGCCGAUGAAUUUCCUCGAGAUUAUUUUUCAUUUAUUAAACGAUUAAUGGAAUUAUUGAGAUUAUUUUCAAGCAUACGAAAAUUACAACUUGAAAUCCAAACACAAACCAAUAAUAAUCAUCCGAUAUAUGAAAAUAACUUUGAACGAGACGCUGAUAUAAUAAAAGAGAAGCUUUUAGAUUUACUUGAACAAGCAUUUCCUAAUCCAAUGUUUAUCAAUGAUUUAGCAAAAUAUCUCAACUAUGAUGAUCAGAUAAUAUCCCAGUAUCUCAACGAAUUAGAAGAUAAAAAUCUUGUUAAACGACUUGAUCAUAACGGUCUACAAUGGACUCGUGUAAUCAUCUCAAAGAAAGAAGAAGAUACACAUAAAGUUAUUCUUUAUAAGUCAAUCGCUGAAUUAUCAAAUUCAUUUCGUCCAACAAUUGCAAUUAUAACAGUAAAUUAUUUUGAAAAAUUAGCAGUUGAUGCUAUGCUAGAAAAUAAAGUAACAUUCGUACGACAUAAAGCAGGUGAAUCAAAUGUUUAUACGAUUGGCAAAAUCGGCACACAUUAUGUUGUAUCAACCAAAUUACCAAUAAUUGGUCGAAGUCGUACAGCACAAAUUUCAACUGGUAGUACAACAACUCGUCUAUUGGGUACAUUUCAAUAUGUACAACAUGUUUUUCUUGUUGGUUGCGCUGGUGGAAUUCCUCAUUAUACUGAUGCAAACAAACAUAUACGACGCGGAGAUAUUAUUGUUGGAUAUCCAAACGAAGAAGAUUAUGUCUAUGGUAUUUACGAAGCUGAACAGUCUGUUGAAGGUUAUGAAUUUGUUUCUACGUGUUAUAAACCAAAGAAUUUUCAACUCUAUGAAUUAUUAAAAUCUAUAAAAGAAAAUUAUGAACAAACAAAUUCAAGCCGAUCAUCAACGCAUAAAUAUCCAUGGGAAAGAUUUCUUGAAGAAGGUAUUGAAUAUUUACUUUCACAUAAUAUCGAUUGUUUACCACCAUCGAAUGAUCGUCUUUGCAUUAAAAUGGAAGAAAACAAUGAAACUAUUGAAAUAGAACAUCCAAAUAAAGAGAAAAAAAGUUAUUCUCGGCCGACACUACGUUUUGGUAUGAUCGCAGGUGGGAAAAAUAUUAUUACAAAUGAUUAUUUUAAAGUAGCAUUAUAUGAUAAAUGUAAUGUGCUAUGUUUUGACUCUGAAAUUGAUCAAGUUAUUGCUGCUAUACAAGGCAAUCGUAUAGAAUCAUUUAUGAUUAUACGUGGAAUAUCGGAUUAUCACGAUGGAACUUUAAGUAAAGAAUGGCAACCAUAUUCAUCUUUAUGUGCUGCAGCAUUUAUGAAAACAAUUAUUUAUAAAAUUCCAAAUAAUUUAUUUUCUCAUUCCAGCAAUGAGCAUGAUUAUGAUGAAGAAAUACUUUAG
Molecule: messenger RNA, 1770 nt
Organism: Rotaria socialis
Lineage: Eukaryota; Metazoa; Rotifera; Eurotatoria; Philodinida; Philodinidae
Source: the annotation of a GenBank genome assembly